AUGUGGAAAUCUUGUUAUUAUCUAUGGAUUUUUCACAUUACUAUUUUACAAUCCUUUCAUUAUGGUGAAGCGAAAAUAAUUAAAAAAAAUCUAGCAGAUCAGCUAAAUAUGGAUCAAGCCUAUUUGACAAUUAGCAAUAAAAAUUAUUCAGAUCCAAUAUUGUUUACUUAUAAUGUGAUAGCUUGUGAACAUUGUGAUUUUGAAGCAUUAGACAAUGCUGUUCAACCGAAUUCGAGUAAAACUGUAACAAUUGAUACACAAUAUCCAUAUGAUUUUCAACUUAUUUCCCAAACAAAAAGUCGAACAUUGGUUUGCCAAAUACAUUCGUAUCACUUUUCUGAACAUGGCUCGUAUUUAUUUGAAAUUAUGGAAAUAAAUCCAAAUGAAGUUUCUUGUACAAUAACUCAAACAAAAGCAUCAAGUCAUUAUUGGCUACCGAUUAUAAUUGCAGUAAUUAUUCUUUGUACGAUUGUGCUAUCUAUUCAAUUGUGUCACCAGCUUUAUCAUUCUCGAUAUAUUGGUCGUAUUUUGAUAAAUAUUGGUCAUCGUCAAUUAAUUAAUGAUGAAACAAAUAUUACACCACCAACAAGUCCAAUAUUAUCUAGAAGAGAACCAUUGAUGCUACAACCUGGCACUCCAAAUGAUAAUAUUCUCAGUGCAGCAAAUAGCAUCGGUUCAUUACCAUUGGCCGAGUCUACUAAUAAAUCCAAAGAUUCUAGUAAAAAAAUGCGAGUGCUACCAAAACGUCUACAAGCAUUGGAUACAUUUCGAGGAUUUUCAUUGAUGGUAAUGAUUUUUGUUAAUUAUGGUGGCGGUGGUUAUUGGUUUUUUGAUCAUUCAGUUUGGAAUGGUUUAACUCUUGCUGAUUUGGUUUUUCCAUGGUUUGUUUGGAUGAUGGGUGUGUCCAUUGUUCUUUCUCAACGGUCACUUCUUAAGAAAAAAAUACGACGAACAAGUAUUUUAUUAAAAAUAUGUCGACGAACUUUAAUACUAUUUUUAUUGGGUUUACUGUUACAAGGUGGAGAGGGAAAGCCAAAAGAUCUCCGAAUUCUUGGUGUUCUUCAACGUUUAGCUUUAUGUUAUUUUUUUACUGCAAUACUUGUACUUAUUUUUGAUCCGUCUGAAAAUGAAUCACAUGUGUCACAAUGGCCAACACGUGAUAAUACACAUCAACCAAUACGCGCUGAAUUAUCAAAUACCGUAUUUCAAUUUUGGCCAGAAUGGCUUUUUAUUUUAGGAAUUAUUAUUUCAUGGAUAUUGAUUACAUUUGUUCCAAAAUUAAGUAAUUGUCCAAGAGGUUAUGUAGGUCCUGGCGGAAAACAUGAACAUGGAAAAUAUACAAAUUGCACUGGAGGAGUGGCUGGAUAUCUUGAUCGUACUAUAUUGGGCAGUUCUCAUAUGUACGGUUAUCCGACUUGUAAAGAGAUUUAUAAAACUCAAAUACCUUAUGAUCCUGAAGGCCUUUUAGGUAUUCUUACGGGAAUAUUUCUUUGUUAUCUUGGAGUUCACGCUGCUCAUACUUUUGUUUAUUCAACACGAGUUCGCCGUGUUUGCAUACAAUGGAUUGUAUCGGGUCUUAUUUGUGGCUUUUUAGGUUUACUUUUAUCGAAAGGUGGUCAUUCCGAGAGUUGGAUACCUAUUAAUAAAAAUCUUUGGUCUUUAACUUUUAUAUUUGUACUAUCCAGCCUUGCUUUUAUAAUCUUAACUAUAUUGUAUUUACUUGUGGAUGUGUAUAAAUUGUUUACCGGUGAACCAUGGCUAUGGUUGGGUAUGAAUUCUAUCGUCAUCUAUGUUGGCCAUGAUGUUUGUUCGGACAAGUUUCCCAUACAAUUUCAAGUCGACUCAACACAUGCGAAACUGCUUGCAUUACAUGUUUAUGGUGCUAUGUGUUGGGCUUUUAUUGCUGGUCUACUGUAUUUUAAUAAGAUUUUUAUUGCCAUUUAG
Messenger RNA from Rotaria socialis, 1944 nucleotides. Lineage: Eukaryota; Metazoa; Rotifera; Eurotatoria; Philodinida; Philodinidae. The record is from the annotation of a GenBank genome assembly.